Messenger RNA from Pseudoliparis swirei, 2626 nucleotides. It is a transcript of the gene ugl, whose product is annotated as ureidoglycolate lyase. NCBI's taxonomy places the organism in Eukaryota, Metazoa, Chordata, Actinopteri, Perciformes, Liparidae. Gene Ontology annotation, biological process: glyoxylate cycle. The transcript has 15 exons. Gene Ontology annotation, cellular component: cytoplasm. Bases 34 to 1692 code for a protein of 552 amino acids. Gene Ontology annotation, molecular function: malate synthase activity. The record is from RefSeq and is a predicted model, not a curated record.
CUUCUCGAAACACAUGAACAGAGAGCUGUCCUCAUGUCUGGUCCGGUCAGCAUGGAGCUGUGCCCAUCCCCCUCAGGUCUAGAAGCAGAAUAUAAGACACUUUUCACCACAGGCUCCCUCCUUUUCCUCCAUGAACUAAUCUCCACAUUUGAUGAUGAGGUGGAUCACGUGCUGCAGUUACGAGUGUCCCGAAAGGCCCAUUUGGACCUCUCAUCUGAUCUGCCAAGCUUUCUGGAAAGUACCACACAUAUCAGGGGAGACCCAGCAUGGAGGGUGCUCCCGGUUCCCCCAAGGCUCCAGAGAAGACAUGUGGAUAUCGGGGACAUGGCUCCUUGCGACACCCAGCGCUUCAUUAAAGCUCUGCAGUCAUCAGCACAAGGCAUACAGGUUGACUUUGAUGAUGGGAACUGCCCUACAUAUCACAACCAGAUUAAAGGCAUUCACAACGUUUUCAUGGCGGUUCACAACCAGUUCCCCAAUCUUCCUCACAUAUCUCAGGCUCCAGUGCUGAUGCUUCGCCCUCGCGCCUGGAACAUGGUGGAGCACAACAUGAUGGUGGGAGGGAAGGAGGCUCCUGGUUCUCUCUUUGACUUUGGACUCCUCAUGUUUCACUGUGGAGAAAAACUUUUUGAAAACAAGAGUGGACCCUUUUUCUACCUCUCAAAGGUGGAGAGCUUCAUGGAGGCCAGACUAUGGAACAAGAUAUUUGUCUGGACACAACAUAAGUUGGGCCUCCCGCUGGGCUGCAUUAAGGCAACGGUGCUAAUUGAAAAUGUAUUAGCAGCAUUUGAGAUGGAGGAGAUUCUCUACGAACUGCGAGACCAUUCAGCAGGACUCAACUGUGGCAUCUGGGAUUAUUCAGCCUCCUUUGUCAAUAAAUUUGGUCACCGAAAGGCUUUCCUGCUGCCCGACCGCAGUAAAUACGUCAACAUGGAGAAGCGUUUUCUGCGCAGCUACAUGGACCUGUUGGUUCAGACGUGUCAUCGGAGGGGAGCGCUGGCCACAGGAGGCAUGGCAGCCCUGCUGCUGCCUGAGGACCCGCUCAGUGCGUCCCACAGCAGAGUGUUGGCUACCGUCAAGAGACUGAAGUUGCUGGAGAUCCAGGCAGGCGUGGACGGUUUCAUGGUGUAUGAUCUGACCUUGAUUGAGCCCAUGCAGAAACUCUUCAAGCUCCACACUGAAGGUGAUAACCAGCUUCAUCAGCUUCGACAUGAUGUCACGGUGACUCCUGAUGACCUGCUGUCCAUGCCUUUGGGAGGAGUCACCCUUUAUGGUUUGAAGUAUAACAUUGCAGUUGGUGUCCUCUUUGUUAACGCUUGGCUAUCAGGUAGAGGUCACUUCAUCUACAGAGGCCAGGUUGAAGAUUCAGCCACAGCAGAAAUUUCCAGAUCACAGGUGUGGCAGUGGAUCCGUCAUCAGACUCAGCUGGAGGACGACAGCAGGGUGGUGAGCAGGCGGCUGGUGACUGACCUCAUCAAGGAGCUCACGAUGGAGCUCAGGGCUCUCUGUCCCUCUGUCAGGGAGAAACAGAGGUUACACACCGCAGCAGACAUGUUCCUGGAAGUGGUGCUAAAGAGAGAUUUCCCAGAGUUCAUCACCACCUACUUAAAUCAGGCCCACAGCUUUCUCAGCUCCCAGAACACUGAACAGGUGGAGGCUCUAAACACCGACUUGCCUCAACCCAAACUGUGAGCGUCCCACUGGACGACUGCUCCCUGUUCUCUGCUCAACACGAAGAGCACUUUGAGGACAUCCCAUGGAACUUUCAGAGAUUGCAGUGGACAUUUUUCAUUAUUUUAGCUAUUUUAUAGACUUAUUAGUUAGUUAGGGUUAGUUAAUCAGUUAGUUACUAUGAGGAACUUUCAUUCCAGCGGGCCCAGCAAUUUGGACUGAGCCUCCAGCAGAGUGGUGUCGGUGUUAGCUUCCAGCGGGAGGAGCAGAGAGGUGAAGCUUUGCUGCCGGGAGCCGAGCUAUCCUUCCCCAGCUGGAGCUUCCGACCGCAAGUCGAAGAUGACGGUGAAGCUGGAUCAGAUUCAGGGUCUGUCAGAGUCGCUGCUGGAGGCCCCGCUGGAGUCUGACCUGAGGGCGUUAAACUGGACCUUAUUGAUUUCAACAGAUAUCUCCAAAAUUCGACGUGGUGCACGUAAAACAAGCAUUAAGAAUAACUAUAUAGAAAUUUACAAUGUUCUAUCUGAUGGUCUCGUUUACUGAUGUAGGUCAUAUAGAGAAACACGACUAAACUGACACUCGGUCAUAACCAGUUAAAAUGUUCCUUACAGUAACUUUAAAGAAAAUAAGAUGAAUCAAUAAUGAAAAUAAUUCUUAGUUGCCGCCAAAUGUUGCUGCUAAUUGUGUGUGUUUAGGGUUGUUAGCAUGUGAGGGAUAAUUAAGUCUAAUAGUAAUUUGUUAACCCAAGUAUUCACCGGCACUUUCAAGUGCCCCCCUGAUUGAAUCCGGGGAGAGGGACCCUCCUCUGUUGCUCUCCCCAGGGAUUUUUUGGUUGUUUUUUUGGAGUUUUUCCUAGUCCGAUGUGAUGUCCUGGGACAAGGAUGUCAUAUGUGUACAGAUUGUAAAGUUUUGUAAUUUGUGAUUUUUGGGCUAAACAAAAUAAACUGAAUUGAAUUAA